Molecule: messenger RNA, 1059 nt
Organism: Penicillium samsonianum
Lineage: Eukaryota; Fungi; Ascomycota; Eurotiomycetes; Eurotiales; Aspergillaceae
Exons: 2
Coding region: 1-1059 (352 amino acids)
Cellular component (GO): endosome; trans-Golgi network; Golgi apparatus
Molecular function (GO): antiporter activity
Source: RefSeq, a predicted model, not a curated record
AUGGGUUUAUUCACUUUGUUUAAACCUGCUAUUCCUCUAUUUCACGCGCUAUCGCUGAAAAAAAAAUAUAAAAAAAUUAGGUUGUGGACAACCCUCAGUGCGUCUGUCAUUCUUGUCAACAAGCAUAUCCUCAACACAUUCCCGUUCCCCAUGAUCCUUACUACUUGGCAUCUCGCCUUGUCUGCACUUGGAACGCAGGUCUUUGUACGAAAUAUUGCUAUCACCGACCAAUCACAAUCAGUGCCGAUAUCGAGUCGAAUUUACCUAUGCUAUAUCAUUCCUAUCGGCUUCCUUUUCAGCCUGAAUCUCAUUUUCAAUAAUAUCGCGCUCAUGUAUCUCAACGUGGCAUUCAUACAGAUGUUCAAGGUAGUCCCCCUCAUAUGGAUCAUGGGAAUGCCGCUAAUAGGAGACAAGUCUGUCGGUCCGGUUAUGGUACUAUUCGCUGGAUGGCUGGCUGGUUUAUACAUGAUCACAUUUAACACAUUUAUGGUCGUAUCUGUUAUAUGCUUCGGAGUGAUGAUCUCCUGCUACGGGGAGAUUCGCCUUGAUACCAAUGGCGUCUUCAUACAAUAUGCCGCUAUUGUCCUCGAGGCCGUUCGACUGACACUUAUGGAGAAAUUGCUCUCGCGCAACCAGAUCAGAAUGAACCCCCUUCUCUCCUUAUACUAUUUUGCCCCAAUAUGUGCCGCAUUUUGCCUCCUGUUUGCACUUAUUUUUGAAGGAUCAUCUUUUUCGCUGGACCAAGUUUACAAUACUGGGCUGUGGAUACUGCUCUGCAAUGGUGUGUUGGCCUUUCUGUUCAAUAUUUCCUCCGUGUUCCUGAUCAGCGAGACGUCUUCCCUUACUCUCGCUAUUUGUGGUGUACCGAAGGCCAUGAUGGCUAUUGUGGCAUCGAUAUGGUUCUGGCGGGAGACAGUCUCAGUGUUGCAAACAAUUGGUUUCUUUGUGGCAAGUAUAGGGGUGAUAAACUACUCGAUGUUAGAUGUUAAAUGGGACAAAGUCCAACCCGAUAUCUUGGAGCUAGAUGACGAGGACGAGGAGAGGAAUAACUUGGUAUAG